AUGAAUCGAUCUAAUAUUCAUCUUCUGGAUUUCCCUAAUGAAAUAUUACUUAUCAUUUUGAGAAAAUUGAAUAAUAUUGAUGUUCUUUAUUCGUUAGUGGAUAUUAAUAAUGGACCACUUGACAUUUUCGCGCAAGAAAAAAUGUUCACUAAUACUCUCAAUUUCACAUAUACGGAUGAUAUUUCCUUAAUUGAUCGAUACUGCAUCAACAUAUUGCCAAGAAUUAAUCACAAUAUCAAAUGUUUCAUACUUGAACCAGUUCUCUUGGAACGUAUUCUUCUUGCUGCCGUUUAUCCAAAUCUAACUGAAUUUAAACUCUUCAAUUUCGAACAACAAAUAGUUUCAAAAUAUUUUACAGUUGCCAGUGGUGAUUUAUUUCAUAAUUUAUCUCCUGAACGUAUCCAACAAACACUGAUAAAUAUCGGACAACACAAUACGGCUACUAUCGUCAAUUAUCUUAGCAGAUGCACAGCUGAAUGCUCAAUUUUCUCACUGCCUUUUACAUUUGGCUAUUUGAGAUAUCUUGGCAAUAUAUUUCCAAAUAUUGUAUUCAAUUAUGUUACAUAUUUACUGGUGGAAGAUCAUGAUGCAUUUGGACAUGAAUUCUUUGUUCGAAUCGCCCGAUCGUUUCCGUUACUGAAACAUUUACACAUUCUCAAUAUCCAACCGCAGCUAUCGUCAAACCUUACAUUAUCAUCUGACCAUAGUCAAUCAUAUUCAAUAAUUGAAUAUCCGCAUCUUACUUCACUUGAUGUGAUCUGUAGUCUUACAGAUUAUCUUGAGCAAUUUCUAGAUGAAACAAAGGCAUCUGUACCUUGUCUAACCGAAUUGGAAGUGAGCUAUCGUUACUUAAAAACUGUAACAAACAACUUUACAAGAGAAGAAACACGACGCAAUUGUGCUAAGGUGAAAAAACUAAUUGCUAUUGAACAAUUUGAUAAUUCGCAAGAUUUCUAUCAUUAUUUUCCUUCGUUUGAAAUGUAUUCUCGUUUUGAUUGA
Molecule: messenger RNA, 999 nt
Organism: Rotaria socialis
Lineage: Eukaryota; Metazoa; Rotifera; Eurotatoria; Philodinida; Philodinidae
Source: the annotation of a GenBank genome assembly